AUGCCAACAAGAUUAAAAGAGUUUCUUUAUGGAGGAUCGUUAUGCCUUGCGGAACAUGAUGCAAGAGUUAUUCUCGAAUUAUUAAUUUCAACGGAUGAAUUAGAACUUGAUGAACUGACAGAUUUCAUUCAAGAAUAUUUAUUAAAUAAUUCAUGGAGGUUAAUGUCCCAUUUUGUGUUAUUUCACAAAUUCGCGAUGCAAAAUGAUGAAAGGUUUCCCAAAAUAAGAAAAUGUGUAAUCGAAUUAAUAAAGGAGAAUCCUUCGACAAUAUUUGAUUCAAAUGAUUUUACUACUAUCGAUCAAGAUACAUUAAUCGCUUUUUUUAAAUGUCAUAACUUUUCUUCAAUUAAACCUGGAAUCUUGUGGAGAAAUUUGGUGGAAUGGGGUGUGGCUCACACGCCAUCGGUACCGAUACAAUACAUUGAGUGGGAUGAUGAGGAUUUUGAAGCUUUAGGGGAUACGCUUGAACCUUUUAUCACAUUAAUUAAAUUUACCGAGAUGGAUUCCGAAGAAUUCCUUUCAGAAGUUAGACCUUGGAAAAAAUGUUUAGAUUACAUUGAUCCGGACUUUUAUACUCAAGUUCUUGAAUUUCGUCAAUUACCCGCUGUUAAUGUUACUUCUAAAUUGUUUAAAUUACUGUUGGAAGUGAGGGAUCGUAGACAUAUUAAAGAGAUUGAUUCCAAUUUGAUCACACCUUCUGACGCAACGUUACUAGCAAAUUGGAUUUACGAGGUAUCAUCGAGUAACGGAAACUAUAGUCCAUCAAAUUCUUCAUUUAUUUUUUCCCUUGGUGAUAAAGUAUUUAAUUAUGAACCCAAAUUAUCAAAAAUUUCCAAUGCUUCUAAAGCAGUCUAUCAAAGUGAGUCAUACGGUCCUUGUUUUGGUGGGGGAUAUUCCGAUUUAAGAUUAUUUGGUGCUGAUUUUAAAGAUAAGGGGGAAUGUAGGUGCGUGCAAACUAGUUAUGAAGAUAAAAUUAGGGAUGAUGAAGAAGAAUUUUCCAUUGAUGAAUAUGAAGUAUUUCAAAUAAGUCCUUUCGUUACUUCGACAAAGUCAAAGUGGUCAAUUUUAAGGUCUUAUGCCAUCGCAUAA
Messenger RNA from Funneliformis caledonium, 1089 nucleotides. Lineage: Eukaryota; Fungi; Glomeromycota; Glomeromycetes; Glomerales; Glomeraceae. The record is from the annotation of a GenBank genome assembly.